GUACAAUGAGUGACACCAUUUCUUUCGGCACGUGGGGCCACCACUACUACGAGGCGCGGCGGAACAGUCGUCGACCUGCGAUCCCUGUUAGUAGACGGAGGUCCUUCUUUCGAGCGAGUAGUGAGAGGAUAGUAGAAGAUAGUGGUGUCCCAGUGCUUCAUCGGAUCCACUCGUAGACGACGAAAAACCAAACCAAGCUCACGAUGCGUUCGUUCACCGUCAUGUGUCUGGCCGUGCUGGCCGUGUCCUUCUGCUACGUGGCUCAGGCUGCGGACGAAGCGGCCGCCAAACCCGCUGCCGCUGCUGCCACCGGCGAAAGCAGCAAAACCUACAAGCGACUCAUUCCGGCGGACGUGCUGCGUGAUUUUCCCGGUAUGUGCUUCGCGUCGACAAAGUGCGCCACCUUCGAGCCCGGCCAGGCCUGGGAACUGAGCCCGUUCUGUGGCCGUUCCACCUGCGUCCUGUCCGAUGAUGCCCAGCCACGCCUGCUGGAGCUGGUUGAGGACUGCGGACCGCUGCCGCUGGCCAACGACAAGUGCAAGUUGGACACCGAGAAGACCAACAAAACCGCUCCGUUCCCGGCCUGCUGCCCAACCUUCGUCUGCGAGGAGGGCGCGAAGCUCGAGUACCCAGAAGUCAAGUCUGGUCCGGAAGAGGGCUCGGAGGCGCCAGCCAAAAACUAAACGCCCAGCAGCGUCAUCUCUUAAUCCAUGAGCUCUAGAGCGGCUCGGCGGCAGCGGCAGCUCGUAUCCUAAGAAUUAGAUCGUGAAACAAAAAGACACUAAACCUUAGCAGAAACCACAAACAGAACAUGAGAAACCCCGACGACCAUGCGAGUACUUCUUGAACUACUCCUCUUAUUUUUUUUUUUUACUAGACCCACUCUCACCCAAAGCUCGCGUACCCAAUGUCGGGUCGAGCUCUUUCAAGUCUCGCCCCUCGAACAGUAUAUGAACAAUUAGUCAAGUUUGUGAUAUUAGACGUAUAUAUUUAUCUGGAGAGGAAGUAACAGCAAAAUCAACGCAACCACCCCGGCAGACUGUGUAAUGGCAGAUCGGAAUUGGCACAGAACCGCGAACGCGAAGAAGCAGCGAAAGCCAGGAACAGAAGUACAAGACCAGAGACACGGACACGGACGUGCGUUGAGUGUUUUUAGCUUAGCCUUUUUUGUUUUGUGUAGCGCUGUGUAGAUUGUUCUGUACGCACUGUUAGCAUUACGCCAUGAACAACAGAAAUCCGAUCCCAUCUCUCUUUCUUCCAUGCGCAUUCCUUCUCAUUCCACACGCGAUCCGGUGCAGAUGAUCACUUUGUACGACAGAAACAAAACAAACAAAAAACCAUCCGCUACUGUUUUAAGUUUCGUAAUUUUCGGUUUUCGACGUAUCUUUUUCAAAUAAAAACCAUUCAAUGAACUACGUA
Molecule: messenger RNA, 1419 nt
Organism: Anopheles cruzii
Lineage: Eukaryota; Metazoa; Arthropoda; Insecta; Diptera; Culicidae
Exons: 4
Coding region: 204-683 (159 amino acids)
Source: RefSeq, a predicted model, not a curated record